AAAUCGUCUUUGACAAAGCAUUUGAUCAUUACUAUAAUGAUUCAAAUAACUUUGAUUUUGUCAAACCAUUUAUUUUAUCACCAAGAUUUUAUUAUUGGGCACUGAUGAAAUUUGGUACAGAUGCACAAAUAACAACUCGUUGUUUUGAAAGUAUCUUUUUAAUUCGUGUUAGUAUUGAUCAGCAACUUAAACUUACUCCUAAUCUCAACAUUCCUAUUGGCAUGAGUCAAUAUUUAUUUAAAGAAGCGUGUAACAUUUUUAAGGUUUAUUGUAACGCCAAAAACUUUUUUCAGCCUUCUCAUUUGGAAUUAAUUUCACAAUGCUUCAGCGUAGAAAUCCUUGGAACA
This is a messenger RNA of Racocetra persica, 347 nucleotides long. The record is from the annotation of a GenBank genome assembly. Lineage: Eukaryota; Fungi; Glomeromycota; Glomeromycetes; Diversisporales; Gigasporaceae.